Messenger RNA from Colletotrichum karsti, 3795 nucleotides. RefSeq lists its product as uncharacterized. NCBI's taxonomy places the organism in Eukaryota, Fungi, Ascomycota, Sordariomycetes, Glomerellales, Glomerellaceae. The transcript has 3 exons. The record is from RefSeq and is a predicted model, not a curated record. Bases 1 to 3795 code for a protein of 1264 amino acids.
AUGGGUUUGCAGACGAAGAGCAGUUCACGGUCGUGCGGCCGGCUCCUCAACCUCCCCGACCACAACCACAACCACAACGACGUGAACGAGAACGACGGCAACCACGACAGCAACCAGAUCGGCAAUCCAUUCCGCAACCAAAUCAGCAACCGAACCGAGAACAAGACCACCAACAGAGUCAGACCCAACCUGAACCUGAAGUUGAAUGCCGGAAGCGACAGCGAGAAGGGCGCUGAACAGCCGAAUGUGAUUUGGAAGCCCCGAUGGCUACAAUCCUUCGUCCUUGGAACCUUCGCCGUUUUCUUCCUGCUCAUGGUGGCGGCACUCAUCCUUAUGCUGAGAUAUUCGAACAUUCAUACUGGCCUCGUUGAGACUCACGCCAAUACGGCUUACUUGUGGCGCAUUGGUCCGACGGCUGUCCUGACACUCUUGACGAUAUUUUGGGCCCGAGUCAAUCUUCAAGCCAUGCGAUACAUGCCUUGGAUCGCUCUGCGCCAGAAGCAGCCGUUUGGGAAAGACGGAUUCGGUUUGGACUACACAUCGAUGUGGUCUGGUGUGGUCCUGAUUCAGUCGCUUCAGAACAAGCACUACCUGGUGUUCCUGACUACCGUGGUGUCGGUCAUUCUUAAGCUUCAGAUCAUCAUGGCGCCUGGUCUGUACAGCCUCGUCGCCACCGGCAUCCCGAAAAACACGACCGUCGAGGUCUUCGACUCUUUCAACGUCAACUACCUGGCUGGCAACACACUAGAGACUGGCGCCUAUUACGAUGCUCGAGCAGUGCACGACUUGGAUAUGUUCUAUCCGUUCGGCGUCAGUAAGCUCGCUGCGUACCAAACCUUUCGCCAGACAGGUGGUCCUACCAGAGGAUCUUCCAGUAAUCCAGUGACCGCCCUCGUGGAUGGGUUCUUUUCCGACAUUCAGUGCCUCAAGCUGCAAACCCACUCGGUUACGGACACGCGAUACGGCGAGGAUGAAAACGGUGAUGUGGUAACCACUGUAGACGUCAACCUACAGUUCGAGGGUUGCCAGGAGGUCAUACCGAUCACCAACUACGAUGUGCCCCAGCCAAGCAUUCACAGCGCCCACUCUUGGGAAAUUUUUGGGACUGUCAACGAGACUCUUGCGCCGCAACGACCCUGCCCGAACCUCCCUCAACAGAAUCCGCAGUUCUUGUACUGGGUCGGGCGGUUUGAGAGAUCGGCUACGAACUCCUCUCGGAUGUACAUCGAGGAAGGUGCCGCAGUGCUCUGCGCUCCGACGGCUUGGUUGUCAAAGGUCAAGGUGGUCGACGAUGGCAUCAACCCGCAGGUGACCGUCAUGCCAGGUGAAGAAAAGACUCCGGUAGCUGUCAACACGUGGAAACUCUUGAACAACACGAUCCCACCUUCGUAUGGUGGCAAUUUCGUUUCUGGUACCAACGAAUCGAACACACAAGGGCCGGUGAAAGCAGACCAAAUGUUUUGGGGUCAAAACCCCGACCUGGCGGACACCAGCUUAUUCACCACCGAUGGCUUGUACGAUUCCGUCAAGAACCUGACAGAAAGCUUGGGGCCAUUCCUUGGGCACUAUUUCGUUCGACGAAAGGAUAACGCCGAUGCGCCUGGUGCUACUUCACGGGACACUGACAAGCUGGUGGUCAAUUACUGGAUUUGCGUGAUCAUGACUGCGCUAUUUGGCGUCAACACGUUCAUCGCGUUCUUCGUUGUUGUGCGGUACAGGCGGCGUACUGCAGUUUGGCACCAAGACCCGGCCAGCGUUCUCGGUAACAUGAUUGUCUUCCGUGAUCAUCCGGGGUUGGUCGAGAGUGUCCUUGACUCGUCCAUCGUUGAUAUUUCAUCGGCAUGGAGCCGUUCCAAUUUCAACCCUACGGUCCUAAAAGCUUGGGCGCGGAUAUCAUGCGGACUAUUUACGGCUUGUCUGGCCGCUGGUCUCGUGUAUACCCUCCGUCGAUCGGAAUCGUCCGACGGAUUUGUCGACGUCAACGAUGAGGAAAACUGGCAUCUCCUUUGGACAUCUUUGCCGGCCCUUGUCGGGCUAGGAGUGUACUGCUAUGUCAGCUCUUGCGAUUGGGCUUAUCGGGCUCUCGCGACCGUCUUCUCUCUGUCGACUAGACCGUGCGGCACCAAAGAGAUUCACGAUUCACUGUUGGAUAUGCUGGGGGUCAACGCUUUUGGUCAUUCCAUCCGCCGGAAGAUCUGGGCCGUCUCAUUUGCCCAGUUGCUCGCCAUCAUGUGCGGAUUCUUGACCACCGUUAUUACCAUACUUUUCAGCGUCGAGACUGUGCCGGAACAAUCAAUGCGGCGGCUUUCCCAACAGACGUGGUUCGGCACUCAGUCUGGCGGAGGCGGCGAUACUACGCAGUACUCUGUCACCCGGACAACACUAGGAAACCUUGCACAGCAGUAUGAAGCCAACAUCACGUAUCCGCAAAACACCUACGACAGUCUGGUCUUUCCGGCGCUCGGGGGUUUCGAAGACAUCGAUCAUGCAGCGAACAAGUCUCUGAGGUUCACAAUAGCAGCUGCGCAACCCCAGGCUAGCUGUUCGAAACUGCCAGACGACCAAUACAGCGUCAGCAUUCAAGAAGCAAAGUUGAAUUCGAAGAAAAUCUAUGAGGCGACCUUCUAUGAGCCGUUCACUUGUAGCGACACCAAACAAACACGAACCAACAUGACGAGAACAUUCAAAUCUACCGCCUCCGCUUCUAUUGUUGGAGAAGCAUACUUCGGGGGUGUUUUGGGAUCUCCUGAAAACUUUCGAGAUACCAUUGGGCCUUGCAAUCUUCGGUCGCAGGCCAACUUCGAAGACAAAGAGUUCUUCCCGACGAGGACGAAGACGUAUAUUUGGGGGAAACUGUCGGUGGCCCAGAAAGGCUUCGAAUAUUUAUCGGUUUGGAAGUGCAACUAUACCAUCGCGAAGGUCGACACCGAGGUCAAUAUGAUCAAUGUGGAUGGAGACUUCGUCGUGGACGUGGAGAAUCCACCAAAGCCCGACUCCGCCACCUUGGGUGUCUGGGACCCUGCCAUCAACCUGCCCCGGGAAUCAGGGCAAACCCCCGUCGGCUUGAUUCAGGAUCCCUAUCCAGACGUUGAAAUCCAAGACUCGUGGGCUGGCGAAAUGGACAACGAGUUCAAGGCGUUGUUGACUGCGACGGAUCGCCCGAUCCCUUUGAGUGCCCUUGGCUCUUCAACAUGGGAUGAGAGGAUACUACAUCAACUGACCUCCAAGUACGAGUUCCUCCAAGCACAACUGCUGAAUGUCGAGGGCCGUUUGGGGUUAUACCAGGACUCGAUCUCCACUAAAGCCCCUGGGUCUCUGCCAGCUGUUGACGCGGAAGUCACCGACAAGGGUCGGCGUCGCCUCAAGCAGAACGUAGUGGUCACCUACAUCGUCGUCGCGAUCCUGCUGGCGGUUUCAAUCAUCAACCUGCUUACGGUGAUCGUCGGAUCACGAAGCCAUGUCCUCUCCAUGAACACGCGCGGUCUUGCGCCGAAGGGGUUCAACAGCAUCGAGAGCAUGGUUGGGCUCCUUCGCGGCUCCAACGCCGUGGAACACUUGCCCGCCGGCACGGAGCUGCUCUCGGAACCGGAGCUCUACGGGCAAAUGUCUAAUCUCAACUUCCAGCUUGGGUGGUUCCAGAGACGGGACGGGAUGCGUAUUUAUACUGUUGGCGUUUUGGGGGAUGACGGCUUCGAAUUCAAGUUUUCUAAGCAGGCUUUCAAUUCUGGUCUUGAAAGGGUGCGACAGGCCACAUAUGAUACCUUUGCUUCUGCGUAUGGGGGGAAGAAGGCUUAG